GCCCUCACUCUUCUCGCCCCUCGCCCUCCACAGCCUGCGGACACUCAUUCACCGUCCCGUCACGACCGCCAUCAAGCGCAGCACAACCCGUUUCCAACCCAUCCUCCGCACACUUGCCGCAGCACAAGCAUUCGCCGCCGCGAAGCCCUCCUUGAUCCGGCAAUUCUCCUCAUCGCCGUUUAAACAAGCAACAUACAAUCAGGUACGGCGCGGAUGUCGUAAAGCUCAAGCUGCGCGCCGCUCCCGCUCUCCGGCGCUCAUCAACCGAUCGCAGAUGAAGGGCGUGUGCAUGAAGACGGGUAUCACGAAACCGAAGAAACCUAACUCCGGUGAGCGUAAGACGGCCAGAGUCAGGCUUAGUAGUGGGAAGGUUGUUACGGCUUAUAUCCCUGGUGAAGGUCAUAAUGUCCAGCAGCACAGUGUUGUGCUUGUUCGCGGUGGCAGAGCGCCGGAUUGUCCUGGUGUGAAGUACCAUUUGGUCCGAGGAGCUAUGGAUCUGGGCGGUGUUGCUAGUCGAGUUACCAGCAGGUCAAAGUAUGGUACCAAGAAGCCCAAGAAGGAUUAG
This is a messenger RNA of Aspergillus nidulans FGSC A4, 565 nucleotides long. RefSeq names its product mitochondrial 37S ribosomal protein uS12m. Gene Ontology annotation, cellular component: ribosome; small ribosomal subunit; mitochondrion. Bases 275 to 565 code for a protein of 96 amino acids. The transcript is spliced from 3 exons. Lineage: Eukaryota; Fungi; Ascomycota; Eurotiomycetes; Eurotiales; Aspergillaceae. Gene Ontology annotation, molecular function: structural constituent of ribosome. The record is from RefSeq and is a predicted model, not a curated record. Gene Ontology annotation, biological process: translation.